AUGGAAAGUGUUUUUCGUCAAAUAGUUAGAUAUUGUUCUACAGUUAAGCGCAGAACUCGGACACGAUUUGCACCGAGUCCCACAGGUCCACUACACAUUGGAGGGCUUCGGACGGCACUUAUUAAUUACAUGUUAGCGAGAAGAGAUGGCGGAGAUUUCAUUUUACGGAUAGAGGAUACUGAUCAAUCUCGGUGUUCUGUAGAUGCAUUUGUAGGCAUAAUAAAGGGUCUCAAGUGGGCUGGCCUUAACCCAGAUGAAGGACCAAGUUUCGGUGGUAAAUUCGGUCCGUAUAUUCAGUCGGAGCGUUCCAAAAUUUAUCGCAAAUAUGCCGAUCAUCUCUUACAAAGUGGCCGAGCUUAUCGAUGUUUCUGUUCUAAUUCCCGCUUGGAAAUUCUCAAAAAUGAGCAACGUAGAAGGGGAGAAACAGUUCGCUAUGACAACCGCUGUCGUCAUCUCUGCGAAAAAGAACUUCAAUCAAAUCUUUUGCAUAACUUGCCUUACGUUAUUCGCUUCAAAUUGCUUCCUGGGGAUACAGUUUUUCAGGAUGCUGUAUAUGGAGAAAUAAGCUUCCCAAAUGCUGACUCGGAGGGUGAUCCGGUUAUAGUGAAAUCAGAUGGGUUACCUGUUUAUCAUUUAGCCAACGUUAUUGAUGACUAUCUAAUGGAAAUAAGCCACGUCAUUCGCGGUUCAGAAUGGAUUACAUCGGUUCCUAAGCAUCUUCAAAUCUACGCCGCAUUCGACUGGCAACCUCCAACAUUUGCCCAUUUACCCCUCUUGCUCUCUAGUUCUGGACGCAAAUUUUCCAAACGUGACAAGGAGCAAGCAUCGGUAGCAUUAGUAGAAAAUCUACGCUGUGAUGGCCAUCUGCCCUCUGCUCUUCUGACCUGGCUAGCGGCAACUGGUGGACUUUUUGACUUCGCUCCUUCCAGUGGUAAUGGAAAUUCCAACGAGAGAGAAUUCACAGGUCUCUGGCGGCCAGAAAAACGCAUCAUGGAAUUAGUGCCAUCGUUUGAUUUCCAAUCGUUGAACCGUCAUCAUGCCCAAGUGGAUCCUGCGUUACUUCAACUUUGUGGAAGAGCACAUUUUGAUCGUCUUAUUAACGAAGCCGCCUCCGAACCCACUACAACUCAUCCUACCAUCACGGAAUGUCUUCGCGAUUACCUAAAUGAAUUUCACCAGGCAGAUGAAGACUGUGCUUAUUUAAAAGAAUUGCUUAAUGAUGAGAGACGCUUCAUUGCAAUGCUCAAUGGUCUAAAGGGCCGUAUUAGUAGGAUCUCAGAUUUGACCUCAACGUCCUCUGAGAUCAGCUUUAUCUGCCACUCUCCAAAUCCGGAGAUUAUUAAGUCGUCACUUUCUCUUCUGGAUACUAUCGGCCAGGCCCUUUCAACCGUCGCUUCAAAGUUGGAAUGUAUGGAACAACCUUCAGAGGACGAAUUGAAAGCGAUCUUCCAGAGCUCUAGCCAAUUAACUGAUCUUCCAAAAGCAAAAUUCCUCAAGAAGCUUCGAGUUUGCCUCACUGGAUCUGAGAACGGAAUGCCAUUACAUGAACUCAUAUUACUACUAUCACCGAAGGAGGCAGCAAAACGAAUAAAAAAUGCUGUAAAAAUAAUUUCUUAG
Messenger RNA from Rodentolepis nana, 1617 nucleotides. NCBI's taxonomy places the organism in Eukaryota, Metazoa, Platyhelminthes, Cestoda, Cyclophyllidea, Hymenolepididae. The record is from the annotation of a GenBank genome assembly.